Molecule: messenger RNA, 1608 nt
Organism: Penicillium macrosclerotiorum
Lineage: Eukaryota; Fungi; Ascomycota; Eurotiomycetes; Eurotiales; Aspergillaceae
Product: nucleobase cation symporter-1 family protein
Exons: 1
Coding region: 1-1608 (535 amino acids)
Biological process (GO): nucleobase transport; transmembrane transport
Cellular component (GO): plasma membrane
Molecular function (GO): nucleobase transmembrane transporter activity
Source: RefSeq, a predicted model, not a curated record
AUGCGCUUUACACGACCUAACUGGCCCAGCCUGCGGGUUGAGCAGGCAGAGUCUAGCUUUGUACGCGGAGACGUGCGAUGGACGAACAAAGAUCUCGAUCCUGUUCCCAAGAAUAUGCGGAAAUGGACAGUUCUCAGCUUCAUCGGCUACUGGAUUUCCGAUUCCUUUUCGGUGGCCAACUGGCAGCUGGCCAGCAGUAUUAUCGCCAUUGGACUGUCCUGGCGAGAAUCUUUGGGCAUGGUUGCUCUAGGCUUUUUCAUUCUUUCCAUUGUGAUAUCUAUGAACGGGGCCAUCGCCUCCAUUUACCAUGUCCCCUUUCCGGUGAUUGCACGGGCGAGCUGGGGCUUUUGGGGCUCCUAUAUCCCCAUCGUUUCAAGACUAAUCCUAGCUGUCUUCUGGUUUGCAACUCAGGUGGUGAAUGGAGGAAAUUCAGUUGCUGUCAUGAUCGGAGCGAUAUGGCCCAGUUUUCUUGACAUCCCGAAUGCGCUUCCAGACGAUGAGGGUAUCACCACGCAAGGCAUGGUGGGCUUUCUCCUCUUCUGGUUGCUUCAAAUCCCGUUCCUGCUUGUCCAUCCCAGCAAACUACGAUGGCUCUUUCUCAUCAAGGCUGUCGUGGUGCCAACUGCAUGGGUCGCUAUGCUCAUCUGGGCAUUUGUGAGCACCGCAGGCGCGGGCGACCUCUUCUCGCAGAAAAGCGAGUUGACCGGAUCCGCCUAUAGCUGGGCCAUGAUGUCUUCUCUAACGUCGGUGAUUGGGAAUUAUGCAACGCUCAGCGUCAACCAGGCUGAUUUCUCUCGUUAUUCCUGCGUCAACCCCCGGUGGCAUAUUCUCUAUGUAGUCCUUCUACCUAUCAUCUUCACCUUCAUAGCCUUCAUCGGCAUCGCCGUCUCGUCCGCCGGCCAGUCGAAAUAUCACCUCGACUCAGUUCCCUGGGACCCAAAUGUUCUGCUUGCGCUUUGGAGUAACCGCGCCUGCCGGUUCUUCGGUGCUUUUUCGUUUGCCCUCGCCGCCAUUGGGUCGAAUAUCUCCGCAAACUCAAUAGCCGCAGCCAAUGAUUUCACCGCGCUGGCACCCCAAUUCAUGAACAUCCGCCGUGGUCAACUGCUUUGUGCUCUGCUCGCCUGGGCAUUGGUCCCUUGGAAGAUCCUGGCGUCGGCUGGAAACUUUCUAAACUUCAUGUCCGCCUACGCCAUUUUCCUGGGCCCAAUUGCUGCCAUUAUGCUGUGCGAUUACUGGGUCGUCAAGCACCGGAAGUAUGACUGCGUGGCCCUGUAUCAACCGUAUGGAAUCUAUCGCUAUUUUCAUGGGCUCAACUGCCAUGCUCUGGUGGCCUUUGUGGUCGGCACGGUGCCCAGUCUCCCGGGUUUGAUGCAUUCGGUCAACUCAAGUAUUGCCAUCGGGGUAGGAAUUCAUCCGUAUGAGUUUGGCUGGCUUCUGGGCUUUACUGGCAGUACGAUAGUGUAUCUUGGCUUGAACUUCUGGUUCCCGUAUACGAAGUCGGAAAUCUCCGUGCCUAUUCUUCCGGAUGACGGUCUAGAAGGAAGCGUUCCAGAGGAGGGGGUGGAAGAUGAUGGAUAUGUGAAUGAUCACAUAAAAUGCAAAGAGUAG